This is a messenger RNA of Tetrahymena thermophila SB210, 1278 nucleotides long. Its product is annotated as histone-binding protein RBBP4 or subunit C of Caf1 complex protein. Gene Ontology annotation, biological process: regulation of gene expression. NCBI's taxonomy places the organism in Eukaryota, Ciliophora, Oligohymenophorea, Hymenostomatida, Tetrahymenidae. Gene Ontology annotation, cellular component: nucleus. The transcript has 8 exons. Gene Ontology annotation, molecular function: histone binding. The record is from RefSeq and is a predicted model, not a curated record.
AUGAAUCAAUAAAUGGCUGAAGAAUUUAAUGAUGGUUAUGAAAACCAAGCUAUUAAUGAUGAAUAUAAGAUAUGGAAAAAAAAUGCUCCUUUCCUAUAUGAUAUAGCAAUAACACACGAAUUAGAGUGGCCUUCAUUAUCUGUAUAGUGGCUACCUACUAAAGAUAUCCCUUAAGAAAGUGACUAUGCAAUUCAUAAACUGAUUUUAGGAACUCAUACAUCUGGUUAGGAUAAAGAUUAUUUGCUUAUUGCCAAGGUUAGAUUGCCACUUGAAGAAACUGCUACAGAUAUUAGCGAAUACCAAAAUUAAGCAAAAGAAGUCGGAUAAACUGGUUUGUCAGCUGGAGAAAAUAGAAUAGAAAUAGAAACAAAAAUAUUGCAUGAUGGAGAAAUUAAUAGAGCUAGAUACAUGCCUUAAAAGUAUAAUGUAAUUGCCACAAAAGUAACAAAUGGUGAAAUCCAUGUUUUUGAUUACACAUAACAUCCUACUACCCCAUAAAAUGACUAAGUUCGCCCUUAGCUUAGACUCGUUGGUCAUUCAGCAGAAGGUUAUGGUAUUUCUUGGAAUCCUAAAAAACAAGGUUAUAUUGUUUCUGGUGGUUAUGAUAAAAAAAUAUGUAUUUGGAAUGUUGAAGCUGCUUCAUAAUUAAAUUCAUCUAUUAGUCCUCUCCAUGAUAUCGAAUUUCAUAAAUCAUGUGUAGAAGAUGUUGCUUGGCACUAAAUAAAUCCUGAUAUAUUUGGUUCAGUUAGUGAUGAUCGUACUGUAGCUAUAUGGGAUAUGAGAUAAAAAUCAAAUGCAGGAUUAAUCAAUCCAACUCAUUGUACAUAAGCUCAUACUGGAGAUAUUUAUUGUUUAGAUUUUAAUCCUUUCAACGAAUAUUUAUUUAUUACAGGCUCAGAAGAUAAAAAUAUUGGAUUUUGGGAUAUGAGAAACACAUCUAAAAGAUUACAUACUUUUGUAGGACAUACUGAUCAAGUUUUGAGAUGUGAAUGGUCACCUUUCAAUGUUGGUGUAUUUUCUAGUUGUUCUGCUGAUAGAAGAGUUAUUGUUUGGGAUAUCAGCAAAUGUGGUUAGGAAAUGAAAAAUGAAGAUUUAGUCGAUGGACCUCCAGAGCUUCUAUUUAUGCAUGGAGGCCACAGAGCAAAAGUAAAUGAUAUCAGUUGGAAUCAAAAAGAAAAUUUAAUUUUAGCUUCAGUUGAAGAAAAUAACAUAUUGCAAGUUUGGCAAAUGGCUAGAAAUAUAUAUGAUGAUACUGAUGAUGAAGUAAUGAAAGACUGA